UAUCAUUUCUUUUGUGGCUGGAAAAAAUACUGACAAAGUUACCGUUUAUAUAGCGUUUUAAAUAAUAUAGGGUAUAAUGUUUGAGCAGCUGUGUUUUUUCAUUCGAUACACAAACCUUUCGGCGGUGCGUUCUGUGCCGUGAAUCUGGCAAUUUGUAAUUUAAAAAAAGCAUUUCAUUUGUCACUGUCAUUAGAGAGAGAAACGGAGAAUAGAGGACGAGAGAACGGGAAAUUGAAUAGGAUAAAGAAACUAUGCUUUUACUGUAUUGCUCGUAUGUACGAUGGCAAUGAGGAUUAUUCCGUUUAAAUCCACACUAAUUUGAUAAGAAACUAUUAAUGUGCCAAAUAAGAGAACGACUUUCGCCCUUCUCAAGAUCCAAAGCCACCAGAAAGGGAAUCCGAACGUAACCAAAGGAGCGGCAGGAUGCUGGCCAGGAAAGGCUUGCUCCCUGAUGGCUUCUUCUUGACCCGGCUGACAGAGGGUGCCACCGAGACCAAUCGGUUCCGAUCCAAGGCCCAAAGAGCCCGUUUUAUCACAAAGACUGGGUCCUGCAAUGUGGCCCACAAGAACAUCAUGGAGCAGGGUAGAUUCCUGCAGGAUGUCUUCACCACCAUGGUGGACCUGAAGUGGCAGCACUCCUUGCUUAUCUUCACCUCAGCUUUUAUCUGCUCCUGGAUGCUCUUUGCCAUGGCCUGGUGGCUGCUGGCCUUUGCCCAUGGGGACCUGGAGCUCCAUGACCCAGAGAGCGGACCUGCGCCCGUGCCCUGUGUCACUGCUAUCCAGUCCUUCACCUCCGCGUUCCUCUUUUCCAUCGAGGUCCAGGUGACAAUUGGGUUUGGGGGUCGGAUGGUGACGGAGGAGUGCCCUGUGGCCAUCACGAUACUCAUUAUCCAGAACAUCCUGGGCCUGAUCAUCAAUGCUGUCAUGUUGGGCUGCAUCUUCAUGAAGACGGCACAGGCAAACCGCCGCGCCGAGACCCUCAUCUUCUCCCGCAAUGCUGUCAUUGCCCCCCGCAACGGCCGGCCCGCCUUAAUGUUCCGUGUGGGAGACCUGAGGAAGAGUAUGAUUAUCUCUGCCACCAUUCAGCUGCAGGUGAUCCGCAAGACAAUGACGGCCGAGGGGGAGGUGAUCCCAGUGUGUCAGCUAGACAUCCAGGUGGAGAACCCCCUUCGCAGUAAUGGCAUUUUCCUGGUCUCGCCUCUCAUCAUCAGCCAUACCAUUGAGCGCGACAGUCCCCUCUACGAUCUAUCUGCCCAGUCACUGCCCAAUGAGAACUUGGAGGUCAUUGUCAUCCUGGAGGGGGUGGUGGAGACAACAGGCAUCACCAUGCAGGCCCGUACAUCCUACACCCCGGAGGAGAUCCUGUGGGGCCGGCGCUUCGUGUCCAUCAUAACAGAAGAGGAUGGCCGCUACUCUGUAGAUUACUCCAAGUUCGGGAACACGAUUCCUGUCCGGAUGUCUUCCCUCAGUGCCAAGGAGCUGGACCAGACCCGGGGAGUGCAGGGAGGGGGCACGUCCGGGGCCCAGCUUCAGGGCUGGGGACUGGUCCGGGCCGGCAGGGGUGGCUACCGGAGAGGGGGCAGGGCCCGUGAAAGCACCGCCUCCCAGCCCUGGUACAGCCAUGUGGAGGACGGAGAGGAGAAAGACAGCAUGGCGGGAAGGGAGGUAAAGAAACAGAUCCCACUGGAAGAGAUCAGCGGGGGGACUGAAAUGGAGGGAGACUGAGCAAAGAAGGAGAAAGAAAAUAAAAAAGGGGGGGAAACAAAUGGACAUACACCAGAAAGAGUGCUGUUCCUUUUCUGAGCAGUUUUUUCCAGUGAGUUUUUAUGUUUCCGAUGUUGUCAGUAUAAUGUGUUAUGCCAUAUAAAGCAGCGUAAUAUUGCGAGGCCCAGCCUGUUUUGUGGGAAAUAUUAUCACAUACAGGAAAUCUAGGAAAAGUGAUGUCAUGGAACUCCAUGUGCCCCCUGAAUAAGUGAUCAAACAUGUAGGUAUGCGCUGCCAUUUUAUAAUGGGCUGGAGUUGCACAUUUCUCGUUAGAAAUCUUAUUGUCUGUUGUGCAAUUGUUCAUUUUCCAUCUAUUUGCUUCAUCAACAGCCAUAAAUAUGGCAUCAAAUGGCUGGAUUGUCUCCCUAAAAAGGUCAUGGCUUGUUGGAAAGUCAGAGUAACUAUUUCCAGAGGUUUCCCCCCUAAUUAUGCAAUCUAAGGCAGAGAUUUAGAAAACAAAUCUUUCUUAAUCUGCCUUAAGGGUUCUGAGACAUCUGGCAAUAACUGUUUCUGUGAAUUUGUUCUUAACAGAAUCUUUUAUUGUACAGGUUACAAUGACGGUACAAAGUAGCUGUACAAUGUAUUAUUACAUUGUUACUCAUUUGGCACAUUAUAAAAAUAAAUGUGUGAUGUUGAAAA
Messenger RNA from Paramormyrops kingsleyae, 2403 nucleotides. RefSeq names its product potassium inwardly rectifying channel subfamily J member 11, like (gene kcnj11l). Gene Ontology annotation, cellular component: plasma membrane. Gene Ontology annotation, molecular function: inward rectifier potassium channel activity. The record is from RefSeq and is a predicted model, not a curated record. Gene Ontology annotation, biological process: potassium ion import across plasma membrane; regulation of monoatomic ion transmembrane transport. NCBI's taxonomy places the organism in Eukaryota, Metazoa, Chordata, Actinopteri, Osteoglossiformes, Mormyridae.